AUGCCUGUUCGAGAUCCAAGAGCUGGACGAGCGUUCGUAUGGGUGAUCUCAUGGUUUUUAUUCCUCACCAUAGCCGCGGGCGGCGGCUGCCUUAUAAUGUACAUGAUCUUACCGGAAACAAACACCACUUCAUGGCUUCCAGUAGUCGGAAUUACCUUGGUUUGUCUCCCUUGGUUCUUUUGGCUGUCUACUUUCUUGUACCGAGUCCUUUCCCGGGUUUUCGGGUUCAGGAUUGGCAUCGGCGGCAACAACAACAGCAACAAUCACACCAACAAUGUCAUACUCGAGGAGGAAGAGGCUGCCGUGACGGCGGCUACUUCGGCGUCUUCUUGUCAUUCUGACCAGAUAACAGAGUCUCCAGGUGGCGGACAUGGCGGGGAAAGACGGGUGCAAUUCGAAGCAACAUUGACGGUACAUGAGAAUGAUAUUGAAAAGGAUGAUAUUGCAGAUCACGACAGAAGUAAGGACAGCAUCGUUUCGAAGUCUUCGUCGUGUUCUUCGUCGAGCAACUCGAGCGUCUUGUCUCAUGAGAGUGAACUACCUUUGGCCUCAUCAAUGGGAUCUUGA
Messenger RNA from Humulus lupulus (European hop), 567 nucleotides. RefSeq lists its product as uncharacterized. The transcript has a single exon. The record is from RefSeq and is a predicted model, not a curated record. The coding region runs from base 1 to 567 and encodes 188 amino acids. NCBI's taxonomy places the organism in Eukaryota, Viridiplantae, Streptophyta, Magnoliopsida, Rosales, Cannabaceae.